Molecule: messenger RNA, 2250 nt
Organism: Thermochaetoides thermophila DSM 1495
Lineage: Eukaryota; Fungi; Ascomycota; Sordariomycetes; Sordariales; Chaetomiaceae
Product: putative heat shock protein
Exons: 2
Coding region: 1-2250 (749 amino acids)
Biological process (GO): regulation of DNA-templated transcription
Molecular function (GO): sequence-specific DNA binding; DNA-binding transcription factor activity
Source: RefSeq, a predicted model, not a curated record
AUGCCAACAACCACCAGCGCAAACCCGUAUGGCCAGACGAUCCCCGCACCAUCCACGGCCCUGGCGCGCCGCCAAACGAACAGCCGAGCCCUGGUUCCCUCUGGCUCCAGAAGCUUCAACGGUUCCGACAGCUGGAAUGACUACAACGAGCCUCCCCCGGGCGGCUACCUCCAGGCGGCAAACGCGCCGAUUGAUGACAAUGACAACAUCGAGCGACUCGAAGAGCUGGCGGCACGAGCCAAGAGGGAAGCACAAGCCAAGAGAAAACAGAUCCCGCCGUUUGUCCAGAAGCUCAGCAGUUUUUUGGAUGAGUCGAGGAACACGGACUUGAUUCGCUGGUCUGAAAAGGGCGAUUCUUUCAUUGUUCUAGAUGAGGAUGAGUUUGCCAGAACCCUGAUCCCCGAGCUCUUCAAGCACAACAACUACGCAUCAUUUGUCCGUCAGCUCAACAUGUACGGCUUCCACAAGCGUGUUGGCCUGUCGGACAAUUCGAUGAAAGCGAGCGAACGGAAGAACAAGAGCCCGAGCGAAUACUAUAAUCCCUACUUCCGCCGCGGCCACCCAAACCUCCUCUGGCUUAUCAACAAGCCUAAGAGCGGCAGUAGCAAAAAGAAGGGCAAGAAGGAUGAAAACGAAAAUGAGAGCGAAGAAGACGGUGGUGCUGAUGACGGCUACAACGGACAGAAUUCUCUUGGUCGCGGGGUUUCGAAUGAGCUUGCUCCCCUCCAGAAGAAGGAGCUCCUUCAGGUCAAGGCCCAGAUUGAGCGAAUUCAACAACAGCAAGUCGCCAUUUCCAACAUGCUGAACAAGCUCCGGGAAAACCAGAACCAACUUUAUCAACAGGCCGUCCUCUUCCAGACGAUGCACGAACGUCAUGAAAACUCGAUCAAUGCCAUUCUCAACUUCUUGGCCAACGUUUUCAGAAAGUCUCUGGAGGAGCAGGGUGGCGCCCAGAGCGUUCAGGAGCUCUUGGCUAGUAUCAUUCCCAACGCCCAGGGCCAUGGCCAGUCUCAGAUGGGUUCGAGUGCCAAUGUUGUUGACUUAGGUGGUUUCGUCAACCAGCGUGGCCAGGGCGUUGGUACUCCCAAGCGCCAGCAGCGUCUUUUGCCUCCUGCGCCGCAUCACACUGUUAGCAAGGCGUCCAGUUUAUCGACAGUUGCAACAGCGCCGACUCCAGGGCAUCAGCGUCAACCUACCAUGGGCACUGUCACCGAGCUUUUCGACACAUCUCCUGCAGAUACUACAUCGACGGGUUUCAUUGAGAACGAGUUGAGGACUAACCCUCAAGAAGGCAUGAUGAAGCUCAUCCAGGACACCAAUGCAGUGAAUAACUCAGGAAUUGACCUUCCUGAUGUGGCUUCCAAGACCUCAGCCACCAUGAGCGAUGCUCAACGUACCAAGAUGCUCAAUAUCAUGGCUGGUAACAAUUCGACUACCACCACGGCUGUGACCAAUGGUCUCUCCCCGUUGGGUGCUGCCCCAAGCACCACUUCUUUGUCCUCUGUUACCUCCCCUACAGCUUCGGCUUCAACAACGGGCUCGACUCCUCCUGCUCUCUCAUCCACAACGCGGCCCAACGCCCUCAGCCUCCCUCUCUCUACUAGCCUUUCAACCACGCCAUUUCUUCAAGAUAUCCAGGCUACACAGGCUGAGAUCGAGGAGCUUCAACGACUACAGAGUGAGCAGGCCGCCCAGAUUGACGAGCUUACGAGCCUACUUGGUCCUCUUAGCCCCUCUGGUCGCAUCCCAGGCUUGGAUGAACAUGGCAAUCCGAUUGGCACCAACUACUUUGACAACGUGGAUUAUGAUCAGUUUAUCAACUCCAAUGCCUUUGCUGAUGGAAAUGUCGAUCAAAUCUCUACCGCCACAACUGGGACCACGAAUGCCUUUGGCGUUAAUGGCACCAGUACCAAUGGAACCGCAAGCAACCAAAACGGCGUCGUCACUGCAGGAGAUACUGAUUUCGACUUCAGCCUAGAUGGCACAGCGGACGGAACCGAUUUCGUCACCAGCACGGCAGCCCCCACGCCGAAUGAUGCUGCCACCACUGCUCUUGAAAGCAGCAACGGGGUCGCUGCAUCUGCCGGCAAUGGCUUCGAAACAGGCAAAGUCUUCGAGACGACAAGCUCGACGUCAGCGACAAAUAGCCCUAGUCCGACGACCGUAUCUGAUCGCGCUGCUAGUGUCGGCGCGACCGAGCUGUUCGAGGAGAGCCCGGAGCGUGGCACGAAGCGCAGGCGGAAGAGUUAG